Molecule: messenger RNA, 1017 nt
Organism: Aspergillus pseudonomiae
Lineage: Eukaryota; Fungi; Ascomycota; Eurotiomycetes; Eurotiales; Aspergillaceae
Product: class I SAM-dependent methyltransferase
Exons: 10
Coding region: 1-1017 (338 amino acids)
Molecular function (GO): methyltransferase activity
Source: RefSeq, a predicted model, not a curated record
AUGCGCAAGAUUCGUGCAUUGAGAAAGACGCCCCCCCAACCGCCACAUGGAAUCAGGAGAAACGGCUCAACCUUCUCGGAUGGUGGCGACGGUGAUUCCUUAUAUGCGGGAUCACUGGGAGAUGCCAGUUAUACCACCAGUAUCACUUCAAGUGCUAUGAACUAUCAGUAUAAUGGUCGCAGAUAUCAUUCGUAUCAUGAGGGUGAAUACAUUCUGCCUAAUGAUGAACAAGAACAAGACCGUCUGGACUUGAGUCACCACAUCUAUCGGAUGGUUUUGAAGGGAGAGCUGCACGCAGCCCCCAUCAAGAACCCUGCUCGGGUCCUGGAUAUUGGUACCGGAACUGGAAUCUGGGCUAUCGAUUUUGCAGACGAACAUCCUGAAUCUGAAGUGAUUGGAAAUGAUCUCAGUCCUAUUCAACCGUCCUGGAUCCCUCCUAACCUCCGCUUCGAGGUGGAUGACUUCGAAGCGCCCUGGUCUUACAGCCAGCCUUUCGACUACAUUCAUGGCCGCGAACUAGAAGGCUUCAUCCGUGAUCAUAACCGUCUUUUCGAACAAGCCCUAGAGAACCUGAAGCCUGGUGGUUGGAUGGAAAUUGCCUCGAUCGAAGUCAACUGUUUCUCCGACGACGAAACACAUCUCAAAGCAGAGUCUAUGAUGCACGGAGUCAAGCACAUGCACCUGAGUGCUAAGAUGUUUGGCAAGGAUUUCGACACUGUGAAGAAUUGGCGGUCGCAGAUGGAAAACGCCGGCUUCGUCAAUGCUCGCGAGGACGUUUACAAGCUCCCUCAAAGCCCCUGGCCCAAAGACCCCAAGCUCAAGGAGCUCGGUCGUUACCACCAAGUCAACAUGAUCGAAGCCAUGCCGCCUUAUUGUUACGCGCUGUUUACGCGGCAGCUUGGUUGGGAACGCGUCGAGAUUGAGGCGCUGUUGGCAGGUAUGCGGAAGGAAUUGCGCGAUACGUCCCUCCAUCUGUACUCGCGACUGCAUAUCGUUUAUGGGCAGAGGGCGCUGUGA